GUGCGUGGCCGGGCAGGGAGGGGGAGGAAGGGGCAGGGCAUCCUGCGGGGGAACGGCCCGUUCCCCGCCGGCCCGCGCCCGGCCCCGAGGGCUUUGUGGCGGCCCCGUGCCCUGCGGCGGCCGAUGCCCGCACAAGCCGCCGCUGCCGAGCGGCGGAGCUCGGCGUGGUCAGGCCGCCUUGCUGCCUGCGCUUUGUUUGUGCCGUGCUGGCCGCAGAAGUUUCGGGCCGGGGUUGAAGGGGGACAAGAAAUAGUUGUUGACCAGAGCGUUGUGACGCUGGUGCAUAUAGGGCUUUGAGUGAGAUUCGCAGCAGCGGGAAUAGAAAAGGGUACUCCCGCUUCCUCAGCUGGGACGUGCAAAUGGAUGUGAUCUUCGUGGUGAGCUGGUGGGAGAAUUGAGUUGUAAAUCACCCCAAUGGAUGCGGACAGUGAUGUUGCACUGGACAUUUUAAUCACAAAUGUAGUGUGUGUUUUUAGAACAAGAUGCCAUUUAAACUUGAGGAAGAUUGCUUUAGAGGGAGCAAAUGUGAUAUACAAGCGUGAUGUUGGGAAGGUUUUAAUGAAGCUUAGGAAACCUAGGAUUACGGCCACAAUUUGGUCCUCAGGAAAAGUUAUUUGCACAGGAGCCACAAGUGAAGAAGAAGCUAAAUUUGGUGCCAGACGGCUAGCUCGUAGUCUACAGAAACUGGGUUUUCAGGUAAUUUUCACAGAUUUUAAAGUUGUGAAUGUUUUAGCAGUGUGCAACAUGCCCUUUGAGAUCAGAUUGCCAGAAUUUACGAAGAAUAACAGACCUCAUGCGAGUUAUGAACCAGAACUUCAUCCUGCCGUGUGUUACAGAAUAAAAUCUCUCAGAGCUACCUUACAGAUUUUUUCCACAGGCAGUAUCACAGUUACAGGGCCAAACGUAAAGGCUGUUGCCAGUGCUGUGGAACAGAUUUAUCCAUUCGUGUUUGAAAGCAGGAAAUAAAUUUUGUAAUUCACCACUUGAUGGUUAGGUUCCCUAACCAAGCACCUUCAAAGACUGCUGCACAUUGGACUAAAAGCAAAAAGGAAAACUGGACCAACCAUAGCAGAGGAAUACAGACUCUUUUACUUGCUCAUGGCCACAGUAUAGACUUCAGUUCUUUUGGAUUUUACUCUUAACAGUGCUGUAUUGUAAAAACGGAAGUUUACAAGAUAUGAAAUUGCUGCUUUUAAAAAGACAUUCUAUUUAUUUUUGCAGUAAUUUCUGUGUAUUCAUAAGCAAAGCUGUCACGAUGUGCACUACUUUUAAGACCUUUUUUUUUAGCUUGAGCUUGUGUUUUAUUUGUGAAUAGUCUUUUACAUUUUUGUAUGCUGAAUAUUGGGCACCAAAGAAGCUGUAAAAGUUACCUUUUUCACCUGAUGAAUGUGCACAAAUAAAAGUUUGGAAAAUAUUUCUCUUCA
Molecule: messenger RNA, 1424 nt
Organism: Prinia subflava (tawny-flanked prinia)
Lineage: Eukaryota; Metazoa; Chordata; Aves; Passeriformes; Cisticolidae
Gene: TBPL1
Product: TATA-box binding protein like 1
Exons: 7
Coding region: 415-966 (183 amino acids)
Biological process (GO): DNA-templated transcription initiation
Molecular function (GO): DNA binding; general transcription initiation factor activity
Source: RefSeq, a predicted model, not a curated record